AUGGUGAAUCCGCUCGCCGAGGGGGAUCCGGCGUUUGCGCCUCCGCGCGCCUGCCUGGGGGUGUUCCAGGAGAUGGUAACACACGAGUGUCACUUCAUUAACGGCACGGAGAAGGUGAAGUACGUGCAGAGGCAAAUCUACAACCGAGUGCAGUACUUCGUGUUCGACAGCGACGUGGGGCACUUUGUGGGGUUCACCCCCGCUGGGGAGACGAAAGCAGAGCGCUCCAACAAUGACUCGGCUGCGCUGGACUUUUAUCGGGGUGAGGUGGACAGGCUCUGCCGGCACAACUACGAGGUGUUCUGCCCAUUCAGCGUGAGGUGCCAAGUGGCCCCCAGUGUGUCCAUCUCGCUGGUGCCCCCCUCGAGCUCCCAGCCCGGCCCCAGCCGCCUGCUCUGCUCCGUGAUGGAUUUCUACCCUGCUGUCAUCCAGGUCAGGUGGUUCCAGGGCCAGCAGGAGCUCUCGGAGCACGUGGUGGCCACCGACGUGGUCCCCAACGGGGACUGGACCUACCAGCUGCUGGUGCUGCUGGAAACGCCGCCCCGGCGCGGGCUCAGCUACAGCUGCCAGGUGGAGCACGUCAGCCUGGAGCAGCCUCUGAGGCGGCACUGGGAGAUGCCGCCGGACGCUGCCCGCAGCAAGAUGCUGACGGGCAUCGGGGGCUUCGUCUUAGGCUUCGUCUUCCUGGCGCUGGGGCUCGGCUUCUCCCUGCGC
Messenger RNA from Melozone crissalis (California towhee), 714 nucleotides. Its product is annotated as class II histocompatibility antigen, B-L beta chain-like. Gene Ontology annotation, molecular function: MHC class II protein complex binding. Lineage: Eukaryota; Metazoa; Chordata; Aves; Passeriformes; Passerellidae. Gene Ontology annotation, cellular component: MHC class II protein complex; membrane. The transcript has 4 exons. Gene Ontology annotation, biological process: positive regulation of T cell activation; immunoglobulin production involved in immunoglobulin-mediated immune response; antigen processing and presentation of exogenous peptide antigen via MHC class II. The annotation marks the transcript as partial. The record is from RefSeq and is a predicted model, not a curated record.